CCUUUCCUGUUUAGGGUAUCAGUGCAUUCCUUGUUAAAAUGCCAACUCCUGGUCUGUCUCUGGGGAAAAAAGAAGACAAGCUGGGUAUCCGAGCCUCUUCCACAGCCAAUCUGAUCUUUGAGGAUUGUCACAUUCCAAAAGAAAAUCUUCUAGGACAACCAGGAAUGGGUUUCAAAAUUGCUAUGCAAACAUUAGAUUCAGGAAGGAUUGGAAUUGCAGCACAGGCACUUGGAAUUGCACAGGCUGCUCUAGAUUGUGCUGUAGAUUACGCAGAGAAGCGUUUUGCUUUCGGGGCACCUAUCAGCAAACUGCAAGCUAUCCAGUUCAAGCUGGCAGACAUGGCAGUGGCUCUAGAGGGUGCAAGGCUGCUCACCUGGCGAGCGUCCAUGCUAAAGGACAACAAGAAGCCCUUCACAAAGGAAGCUGCAAUGGCAAAACUUUCUGCAUCCGAGGCUGCUACACGUAUCGCCCAUCAGGCCAUUCAGAUUUUGGGAGGAAUGGGAUAUGUGACAGAGAUGCCUGCUGAGAGACAUUACCGUGAUGCACGGAUUACAGAGAUCUAUGAGGGCACCAGUGAGAUCCAAAGGCUGGUGAUAGCUAAUCAGCUGCUUAAAGAAUACAGAAGCUAGGAUCCUACCAGAUGAUGCUGCCUACAGCCAACAAGACAGACUUUUAAUAAAGACAUUUAAACCGCACAACGCCUUCUAUUAAAUGAGCAAAUGUUUUAUAGCACCAAUGUGCCUAGUUAUCCCCCCAGGAUUCCUGUAUCUCUUUCUGGAUAAUGUUUAACAAGACACAUUAACCAAGGUUAUUGUGAAGAUUGUUGCAAAAGAGUAAAUAUGAUCAAACCAUUUUAAAUACAAACUAUUUAAUUAUA
Messenger RNA from Bombina bombina (fire-bellied toad), 877 nucleotides. RefSeq names its product acyl-CoA dehydrogenase short chain (gene ACADS). NCBI's taxonomy places the organism in Eukaryota, Metazoa, Chordata, Amphibia, Anura, Bombinatoridae. The record is from RefSeq and is a predicted model, not a curated record. The transcript has 5 exons. The coding region runs from base 39 to 629 and encodes 196 amino acids. Gene Ontology annotation, cellular component: mitochondrion. Gene Ontology annotation, biological process: butyrate catabolic process; fatty acid beta-oxidation using acyl-CoA dehydrogenase.